Tetrahymena thermophila SB210 is the source of this 2535-nucleotide messenger RNA. Its product is annotated as tubulin-tyrosine ligase family protein. Lineage: Eukaryota; Ciliophora; Oligohymenophorea; Hymenostomatida; Tetrahymenidae. The record is from RefSeq and is a predicted model, not a curated record. The transcript is spliced from 2 exons. Gene Ontology annotation, biological process: protein modification process.
AUGAAAUCCGAGAUAGUAUAGUGGUUAGUAUUCCUGCCUGUCACGCAGGAGACCCGGGUUCAAUUCCCGGUCUCGGAGCUUUUUUUUUAAUUAGAAAUAAAAAUAAUUAACAAAUAAAAAAUAUCUUUUUAAUUUAUAAAGAAUGAAUAUCUAAAAAAAAUCACAAAUUAAAACGAAAAACAGCAAUCAAUUAAUUAAUUACUUGCUAAUUUUUUAAUUUUUAAUUAGAUAUAAAAGUAUGUUUUUAGUAUGAAGUAAAAAUUAUUUAGUUUUAUAGUUUUAAGUUUAGCAGUUUUAUAAUUUAAAAUAUCAUUGUCAUAAGAGUAGUAGCAAAGUGGGUCUUUUGAAAUCAAAGAUUGGCUGAGUUUGUAUAAUAAAUUAUAAGAUGACUAUUUUUAAAGCAAAGAUAGAAUUUAGCAUAGGCACUUUCUUCCCCGCACUUAUUUCUACAUUCCUACCUCAAUGAGGAAUAUUAACAUAAGUGGGUAUCAUGAGCCGGUCUUCAAUUAAGAUUUUUUCAACAACAGCAGGCUUGAUUAUAAUGGAAUUUAUAUUUAAAAGUCAAUAUAAUUUGGAAAUAUAUAAUAUAUUAAGAUCAACAAAAACGAGGAGAGUAUCAAUAGAUUAAUUAAGCAUAGCGAAGAAAAGAAUUAAGUCAUCAUGAUUCAAAAAUAUGUUGAUGAAGAAAUCAAUUUGGGGGAAAGCGAUUAAAAGUAUUUUGUAAGUUGUAAAUAUGCAAAUGGCUAAUUAUUCACUGAUAUAAAUGUGAAAGAAAUUUAAGAGUUUAAGCUUGUGAAAGAGUAUGAUUAAGGAUUUAAGCUAAUAGAAAGAAUAAUUGCAAUUUAGAAAUAUAUAAGCAAGAUUAUGAUUUUAGAAGAGUAGAAAUCAACUGGAAAAAAUAAAAACGUUAUUUUGACUUUGUAAAUUGGCUUUGUAGAAUAUAAAAAACAAAUAAAACCCUUUUUGAAAAACAUUCUUCCAAUAAUGGAAUACACAAAAACGCAAUACGAUAAAGAUUUUGACUAAGAAAAGCUGCAUUUAAUUAAUAUGAAUACAAUUUAUUGUGCAAAAGAUAGAGAUUUCAAGCUAUUUAAGUAUGACUACGAUUACAGAGUGAAAAGAAUCCACAUUUGGUGCAAUAGGGAAUUUGUAUUUCAUCAUACAUAUUAUGCAUUACAUACAGAUAAAUAUGAAGUUCUACCUCCUCACUGUAGAAAUCUAACAUAGAGUAAACAAUAAAAGGAUUUAUCGUUAAAAUAGAGUGACAUAGUUUUUAGAAGAUAUAUAAAUAGAGAAGUUUACUUUAAGAAAAAUGUUACUUAGAUUUCUUAUUUGCCUAAUUCGUGGGUUAUUGAUUUAAAAAAUACAUUUGCAUUUCUCAUUAAAAAUUUCGAUGAUAGCAAUAUUAUAAAAAAUUACAAAGGUUUGAAAUAAAUUCCAGAAACUUUUGAAAUAAAUCUUUCAGCCUCUUAUGUAAAUGAAGAAGAGUCUUAGUUCUUUUAUAAUAGGACAGAUUAUAUGUGGAUUUCAAAGCCUAUAGAUAUGAUUGGAGGGAAAGGAAUAUAAAUAUAUAAUGAUAGUGAAAAAAUAAUAAAUCAGAUUUUGCACUUAAAGUCAAUCAGUCAUUUUAGAAAUAGGUUUGAGAGAAAUGGAUUACUGAUGUUUUGGAAGACACACUGGAUUAAACUCUUGGAAAACAAAGUUGUAAAAUAAAAUCACCUUCUUUAUGAUCAAUUCAAAGCAAUAUUAGAUAUUAUCAAAUAAAAAAAUUACAAUGAAGAAGUUGAUUAAUACAUUGAUUCUUUGAAAACAAAUAGGACAUUGAUAACAUCAAAUAAAAAUAAAAAAAAUAGAAAAAUUAAAGAAGAAAAAAUGAUAAUUUAACAAUACAUCUAAAACCCUCUCCUUUUACAUAAAAGAAAAUUUGAUUUGAGAAGUUAUGUAAUAAUAGCAAGCGCAGAUCCAUAUAUUGUCUUUUUUAGGCAUGGCUAUGUGAGGUUAACCUACAAUUAAUAUGAUAAAAAUGAUUAAGACUUGAUGACUCAUUUAGUCAACACCCAUAUCUAGAAGAAGCACCCAUUGUAUUAAAUUGAUAAAGAUGACUCCCAUUGGAGCAUGGAGAAAUUUGAAAAAGUAAUGAGGGAAGAACAUAAAGUCAGAUUAACUUCUAUUUAGGAGAAGAUUUACAAAAAGAUGAAGGAAAUGCUCACUUACAUUUUCUUAGGCUCAAAGGAAUUAAUAGGAAGAAAGGAGGGUCUUUUCUAAAUAUUUGGAACAGAUUACAUGUUUGAUGAUGAGAUGAACCCAUACUUAAUAGAAAUAAAUGAUUUUCCUUGGCUUUAAGGUGGAACCUCAACCCACGAAGUAGUUUGUAGUGAAACAGUAUUUGAUUUUAUAGAACUAUCUCACUAUGCUAACUCAUAAAUAGUAAAAGGAGAAGAUAUUGAUGUAAAAACUCUUGUAUCGAAAUGUCCUAAAUGCGAAAUGCUAAUAAAUGAACUUGAGGAUUUUCAUAUUCUCUAAGAUUACAUCUGA